Molecule: messenger RNA, 1236 nt
Organism: Metarhizium robertsii ARSEF 23
Lineage: Eukaryota; Fungi; Ascomycota; Sordariomycetes; Hypocreales; Clavicipitaceae
Exons: 1
Coding region: 1-1236 (411 amino acids)
Source: RefSeq, a predicted model, not a curated record
AUGCUUGUUAAUUCUGCGGUCCUUGCCGCCGCUCUGGCGGUUCUCGAUGGCGUCUCUGCCUCCCCCAUCAAGAGACAGGUCCUCAAGGACGAGAACGUUGGCAACCGAAUUCAAGGAGAGGCCAAGAUUGGCGACAAGUGCCACCCGCCAGGCACCUACGAGCUUGGGGGUAGCAAGAUUAUUCCCCCUUGUCUUUCCGAGCAGGCCAUUGCUCUCAAGUGCGAAAAGGUGACGCAUCUGGCGAGCGAUCCUUCGGAAAAGAAUCGGAGGGCCUAUGGCGAGUGCCUGGCAGGACGUGGCAGCUCCUACUUCCGCGAUGUGCAAGGCUGCCUGUCCUGCAAGAAGAGCCAUGGCCACCUCUCGGAGAAGCAGUACGACUGGUACUCAAAGAGAUGGGCCGAGGGCCGUGAGGCCUUUAUCAAGGACGACGUGCCCAAAACCAACGUGUGGGAUGGAUACGUCCAAGCUGCCAUUGGCGGCAGUAAGUGCCAGCACGGCAACGAAACGCUUUACGGAUGGGCAUGCUGGGACAAGCUCCCCAAGGGUCCUGGCGAGACCGAUGAGACUGUGCCUAUCGAGGAGUACUACACGGACCGCCUCGAGACGCAGAACAUUGGAAGCUUUGAUCUGGAUGGCAAGAAGUACCCCGAAUCCACAACCAUGGAGGUGGAGCUUAAAGAGUUCACCUUUGAGAUUACCGGCCAUCUGGGAUACUACUCGUCCGCCAAGCUGGAAGACGGCACCCUCACCGUCGAAGGUCAUGCUGAGCUCAAGGUGCAAACCGUGACUGAAUAUCGCGAGAUCAAGUCCAUUUGCAACUUCACCACCCCUGACGUCUUCACCAUUGUGUCCGCCAUCAGCCCUGCUGUGCCUCUCAAGGAUUCGGUUGCCACUGUUCCCGAGAAGGAGGCGUCUACCCUCCCUACCAUCAACUGCGACGGUUCUUGCAUCGCUUCAUCACUCAGCAUCAAGGAGCUCGAGGUGGUGGUCAUCCAAGGCUCCAAGAAGGUCGAUGAGGUCGUGGCUGAAGCUGCUACCCCUGCGCUGAACGAGUUGAAGCAGAACAAGUCUGUCAGCCAUGAAGCCGAGAUCACGAUCCUCAAACAGGUCAACGUUUUGUUUACCAAUAUUAAGAAAUAUCCCACUCCUAGUGAGGUCAGCCCGCCUGCCACUCCCAGCGAAGCCAGCUCGCCUGCCACUAGCAAGAAUCCGUGUGUAACUCGACGCCGUCGAUGA